This is a messenger RNA of Lingula anatina, 2677 nucleotides long. RefSeq names its product malonyl-CoA-acyl carrier protein transacylase, mitochondrial. NCBI's taxonomy places the organism in Eukaryota, Metazoa, Brachiopoda, Lingulata, Lingulida, Lingulidae. Gene Ontology annotation, molecular function: transferase activity. The record is from RefSeq and is a predicted model, not a curated record.
AUCUGGGGCACUUAAGCCAUGUGGGAAGUUGGGCAAGAAUUGCCAAACAAAACGAUUAAUGACACAGAGAAUCCUCAAGGGCUGUAAAACAGAUAUCGAUGUUCUGAGAAAAGAUGACAAUGCGUUUUUUAGUUCGGCUGCUGCAUCAGAGAUUCCACAGUAUACUUCCACAACAUGGAAGAGUACGGAAUAGGGGUGGGAGUUUUAUGUCUCCUUGUCAUUUCACCAAUGAGAAAAGGACAAUCCUCACCAGCCCAGUCACUCUUUACCCACGUGGUCGGCACAGGCCACCGUCAGGGUCUCUCGCCAAACGUUCAGGCACUCGUCAGGACAGGAGAGCAAUCUCAGAUGAUGAAAAUAACAAUCAGCGCAAAGCACCGGAGUCUUAUAAGGGUUUCAGGAGCGAGGAGGGACUCAAGGAGGGUUGGGGCCUACGACAAUCCUCUCCUUUCAAUAAUUACAAUGUGCGAAGAUCUAGAGAUGCUGGAGCUGCUGAAAGAGGAAUGGAACGAUACAGCAGGGAAAGCCGUGAAAAAUCUAGUGGUGAAUUGAACACUUUACAGAAAAGUAAAAGAAUCAGACCACGGCCUACUGAAAAGAGCAUGAAGGCAGAAAUUAACAUGUUAGAUAUGGAUGAGAAAGAGUUUUUUCAUUCAGAUUCGGAGUCCAGUGAUGAUGAAGAUGAAGUGGAAGGGACACCAUUAUUUGAUGCAGCAAAAGCAAAGUUACUUAAGGAAACCAGCUUUAUACAUGUAGCUGAAGAACAGCGAUCAAAGCAAGAUCAAACUGCACAUGCAUAUAGACCUAACAUUGACCCUCGGGAAACCUCUAUCAUUUUAUUUCCUGGACAGGGCAGUCAGUUUGUUGGGAUGGGAAAGAAGUUACUCGGCUACUCAAAUGUAAAGGACAUGUUUGAGAUGGCCAAUGAAAUUUUAGGAUAUGACUUGUUGGAAUUAUGCCUCCAUGGCCCCAUUUCUGAGCUAAACAAGACUGUUCACUGUCAGCCGGCUGUGUUUGUGACGUCUCUUGCUGCUGUGGAAAUGAUGAAGGAUUCUAACCCCAAGGUACUGGAGAAGUGCAUCACCACCACAGGGUUUAGUGUAGGAGAAUAUGCUGCACUAGUGUUCGCAGGGGCAAUGACAUUUGAGGAUGGUCUGAAAUUGGUCAAAACCCGUGCCCAGUUAAUGCAGCGUGCAUCUGAGGAGGUUCCGGGGGGCCUAAUGACGGUAUUUUUGUGGCCCAACACCGAGUUAGGAGAGGCCAAGCAAGUUGCUAUGGAGUUCUGUCGCCAGAAAGCUGGGAUUGUCAACCCAGUGUGUAGCACUGCCAACUACCUGUGCUUUAAUGCCAAGGUUCUGGGAGGAAAUAUAGAGGCUUUGAAAUUUAUUGAAAAAUCAAAGAGUGUUUUCAACAUCCCCCGUGUCAAGCCUCUCCCCGUCAGUGGAGCAUUUCACACUGCCCUCAUGAGACCCAUUGCCCAGGAAUUUAAGAAAAAACUGGAUGGAGUCAAGAUAGGAGUUCCUCUCAUCCCAGUGCAGAGUAACGUGAAUGCCAAAAGAUAUAGAAAACCUGACGUAAUUAAGAAAAUGUUGGUGAAACAGUUAUAUUCCCCAGUCAAGUGGGAGCAGAUUAUGCAGACAUUAUACGCACGACCCAAAGACUCAGCAUAUCCAGACACGUAUGAACUUGGGCCUGGAAAACAGCUGGGUACGUUACUGAAGUCUGUGUGUCAGUCUGCACAUAAAAACUACAUGGACACAGACGUAUAGCAGAUAUGAGGAAUAGGAUUACAGGGUGCCGUGUCUGACCUGUCUGCAAUAAUUUUUAAGGGUGGUUGGGGGAGGUCUAUUACCAAAAACAGUUGAACUUUUUUUCCCACUUAAUUGACGUAACCUAAGAAAUGGUCCGGAGUUGGAAGGAUAACUAGAUAAACAGGAUAUGUACACAUAGAACAUGCAUGUUUGGAACAAAUUAAAAUGCGGAUAGUAUACUUUAAUAAUAAAAUGGCUUAUUCUUUAACAUUGUGCAUUCCAUUAAAAUCUCUAUGCACCUUACAAUUGUUUUUAAAUUGAAGAACUUAAUAUUAAAAUCUAAAAGAGCUAAAUAGUACAAUAUAAAAGAACUAAAUAUUACAAACAAUAAAGAUUUAAAAUGACAAAGUUUACAGCUAAAAAUGACAAGUUAAAACUUAAUUGUAAUAUUACAGGUAUGUAGUUUAUCUAGCUAUAUAAAAUUUUAAUAGUUAAAUAUUGUCAAUUAAGACAAAUAGGAUAUAUAAGAAGAAAAACUACUUGAUAAUCAAUAAUAAGCUGUUCUAAAAUAUAAACCUUUAAAAGUAUCUUACAAAUAUCCUUGUCGCCCCUUGCUCUUAUUUAACUAUUCCAGAGUUUGGAUGCAUAUACUGUGAAAGCCCUUUUUUCAAAUUUACCAACUUCUUUCCGUGAAACAGCUUGUUCUAAGAGUAAGUGGCUAAAAGUUGAAGACCUAGUAGCCUGCCCUUACUGAGGUGGCUUAAUGUGCAUUGAGAUAUAGAGUUGUUUGUUUUCUGUAACUGCUUCAAAAAUUACAUGUAAAACUUUAAAUAAAAUAAAUACAUGAUACAGCCUCAUAUUUGAAUAUAUGCAGUUUCAGAUUGCUUAAAUUGAAAUAUGGUAUUUUAUUUGAAAGUGGAGUCUUU